Molecule: messenger RNA, 309 nt
Organism: Rhizoctonia solani
Lineage: Eukaryota; Fungi; Basidiomycota; Agaricomycetes; Cantharellales; Ceratobasidiaceae
Product: oxalate decarboxylase
Exons: 2
Coding region: 1-309 (102 amino acids)
Source: RefSeq, a predicted model, not a curated record
AUGCACUUCCCGCUCACUUUGGCUCUUGCGUUAUCUGCGAGCGUCCUCGGCGCUCCGGCUCCAGCUGUCGACUCGAGCUCUUCAGUCGUAGCGGAUCCAACAAACAUUCCUUCAUCAACGACUGACUCGUCCCACCCGAGCCCUACAGUGCCCUACGCAUCGGGCGACCUGAACGAGUCGUACCUGGACAAGUUCCAGAACGAACUCCCUGAGCCUGUCCGCGGAUCGAAGGGUGCCAAGAUCCUUGGACCUCAGAACAUUCCUCUCGACCGCCAAAAUCCUGACUUUCUGGCGAGCCCCAGUUACUGA